AUGGAUGCACUUGUUCAUCAUGAUGAACAACUUAUGGACAUGCACGGGGAAGGUAUCCUUGAAGGUGGCUAUACCAGGGCGACCAGAUUGCCCGCUUCUGAUGGCAAGGACAAGCCUGCAAAGGCUCCCAAGAUCCCCAAAGCGGCGGCCAAGAAGGCUGCUGCAGCAAAGCCUGGCGGAGGGGUUGCUGGUCAGGCAAAGUCUGCCCCAGCACGCCGUGCCAACGGUAAGCAGCCGGACCAGUGA
This is a messenger RNA of Cladocopium goreaui, 246 nucleotides long. The record is from the annotation of a GenBank genome assembly. Lineage: Eukaryota; Dinophyceae; Suessiales; Symbiodiniaceae.